AGGGACUACAAAUCCCAGCAGUCCCUGCACCCUGUUCUUCUGUAACUUAGACUCCAGUGUGCCGCGCAGUGUGCGCAAAUUCAUAAACCCUCCUUCAGCUUUGGGGUUUCUGAAUUCGGAGACUUGAAACUGUGCGGGAAGACCCCCUUAACUCUCAGAGGAGGAUGACAGCCCAGAGAGAGCUAACCUCUGUUUACAUGGAACUCAGAAAUCUCCUGCAAAUCAUGCCGCAGCUGCCGUAGGGAGCUCCUGAAGAGUAAAGCUCGGCCAAAGCGGUGAAUUCGAGCCCAGGAUGGUGAUGGCGAUGGCGAUGGCGAUGGUUUGGGCCCCAGCACUGCCUGGACUGCAUUCCUCUCUUCAGGCUCCUCUCCACCCCGCUCCUGGGCUACGACCCACCUCGAACCGUCUCUCCCAAGCCCAGGCCGCACUGGAGGUCUGAGGCUGCCAACGCCGCGGGGGGAACCUAGUGUGGGCGGAACUCGAGUGCAGCGGCGGGAGGCUUCCGGGGGAGCCGCAAGGGCAACGGGUCGGCGGAGGCAGAAAAGCGUCGGACGCCGGGCCGAUCAUGGACGCUUGACAACCUGCGGACAGGCGCCGGGAGGCCGAGCCAGCGACCGAGAGGACGGAGAGACGGCGAGGGCAGAUUUCAAGGCCAGAGAAUGGCAGGUGAACAGAAACCCUCAAGUAACCUCCUGGAACAGUUUAUUUUACUAGCCAAAGGUACCAGUGGCUCAGCCCUUACUGCUCUCAUAAGCCAGGUGUUGGAGGCUCCUGGAGUAUAUGUCUUUGGAGAACUGCUGGAGCUGGCCAACGUGCAGGAGCUUGCAGAAGGAGCUAAUGCUGCAUAUUUGCAGUUGCUGAAUCUGUUUGCCUAUGGAACAUACCCAGAUUACAUAGCCAACAAGGAGAGCCUGCCAGAACUGAGCACAGCUCAACAGAACAAGCUGAAACACCUUACCAUCGUGAGCUUGGCGUCGAGAAUGAAGUGUAUCCCCUACUCCGUGCUGCUGAGGGACCUGGAGAUGCGGAAUCUCCGGGAACUGGAAGACCUCAUCAUUGAGGCUGUGUACACUGACAUCAUCCAGGGGAAGCUGGACCAGCGAAACCAGCUGCUGGAAGUGGAUUUCUGCAUUGGCCGCGACAUCCGAAAGAAGGAUAUCAAUAAUAUUGUCAAGACCUUGCAUGAAUGGUGCGAUGGCUGCGAAGCGGUUCUGCUAGGCAUCGAACAGCAAGUUCUGCGAGCCAACCAGUACAAGGAGAACCACAGCCGAACUCAGCAGCAGGUAGAGGCGGAGGUUACCAACAUUAAGAAGACACUCAAAGCCACCGCGGCCUCCUCGGCUCAGGAGAUGGAGCAACAAUUGGCGGAACGGGAGUGUCCCCCUCACGCUGAGCAGAGGCAGCCCACCAAGAAGAUGUCCAAAGUGAAAGGUCUGGUCUCCAGCCGCCACUAGGGCCGGCUGGGGCAGCUGGUACUCACCAGGCCUGGGUCAGGUGGGGAGGGGACACCAAGGGCCUAUUUCCUCCCCUCUCUUAUCUUCCGUGAGUUCCAGACCUGCCCGUCCCCUCACCAGCGCCUCCCACUCUGUUGGUACUGUUCCAGAAGAACCGUUAAUCCUUUCCUCCCCCACUCCCUCCUCCCCCAGUUGUUCCUUCAGACUCAGGGGCUCCACUGAUGCCAUCCCAACAGGGUCAGACACUGCCCAGCUUCCCUCCAGGAGCUUCUUGUCUUUGUUUAAGGGCUUGUCUCCCUCCCAGUUUUUCUUUUGCUCCAUGUCAUUUUUGUCAGGCUGGUCAUAAGCCGGAGGCAGCUUUAGCCGGCCCACAGGGAUGACUGCGAAGGAGGCUGCUCUCUGAGUGAGGAGGAGGGUAUGCCUUCUCCAGCCCCAUGUACCACAGUACCCACACUGGUGCAGGUGAUCUCUAGCCAGGUAUCAAAUGCUUUGUUUUCCCUCUCCUGCCUUAUCCCUUGUUGGCAGCUCCGAUCAGGCCACGGAGGGAUGUGAUGCUGGGCUAUGUUUACUAAACCUGCGGGUUUUCAGCCUCUUAAGCCCAGCUCCAAUCUCUCAUUAGUCAGGAGCACUGGGUUGACUAACCUCUCGUAUCUGAGCACCCGUGGAGGGUGCUGUGGGUCUGCUGGGUGGCAGAAGUUUCUUCUGGUUUGGUGUUCUUUGCUGGCCAUGCUUCCUGCCCUGCUGCCCCCCGACUCCUCAGCCUGGUUUUCAGUGUGAAGGCCCCAGCUGCUGCCCGGAACUGUCUGCCGACACUUGCUGUCCUGAGACCCUUUAUCCCUCCCGGCGGUGUCCGAGCUGGGGACAGUCGUGCUGAGGGCCCUCUGUCUGCUGAAGGACCUGCUGCUGCUUCUGUCUCUCUCUUUCCACCCCUCCUUGGCUGAUGACCCAGAGCCCUCUGAUGAUGGCAUUCUCCUGGCAAGAGAAAAGGACUUGACUAGCCUUUCUGAACUUGAACAGUUUCAGGUUAUAUUUUAAUUUUUUUUUUUUUUUGUACAGGUUCUGAUUCUAAUACAUUUCAACAUGCUUUUUUUCCCCCUCGUGUCAAUAUUUGUUAAACUAAUCGCCGGUGAUUUUUCACCUGGUUGGAGGGUGGUGUGUGUGUUUGUGUGUGUGUGUGUGUGUGUGUGUGUGUGUGUUUUUUAAGGUGAGGUGGAGGUCCUGAACUGAUAAUUAAAGUUCAAUGAGAGAAAAAGCACAUUUUAGAACAAAAAAUAAAAGUGUAGAUUUAAUGUAUGUGACUGUGGAGUGCAGGGUUGUGUAGCUGGUGGAUCUGGAGGGUCUGGGAUUAGGGUGGUUCAGGGAGAAUGUGACACUCUUUCUGUUCCAUGGAUAAAAAAUGGGUUUCUCCUUUUUCCAAACUGUCCAGCAGGUGUUGACUGUGGAUUGAAUGUCAACAAAGUAUUGUUUCCCUUUUCACCCGGUCCGUGUGCCCAUAUAACCUUACGCUCAACUAGAGAGUUUAACUCCCAAAUUAUGUUUCAUGAAACCCCUUGACAGAUGCUCUGUGGAAAAGGGGUUCUGUUGUUAAAUAAAUUUCACACAUCCUACAUCCCACAUCCUCAUUGGAAAUUCAUUUUAAGGUCUCCGAAAAGGCCUGGGUGAGGAAGCCUAUUCCCACACUGAUUUCACCGCCAAAUUCUUCUUGUGGAACUAUCCACUAUCUAGUGGAACACACUUUGAGGACAUUUUUGGAAACAUUAUCUGUUUCUCAAAAACACCUCCCAGCCUUGUAGGUUUUUACAGCUGUACUUUCUAGACCUAAAACAGGCACUGUCACUCUUGGCAACUGGUUUUUCAUCCUUAUCUUUCGCACUGGGGAGCAGACUAGGAAGCCUGGCUUGACUUGUGUGAAAUGUGUGACCACUUGUUUGACUGCCCCAGGGCCCUGAGGAGCUUUAGGUUCAUCUUCUUUAUGGUUCUGCUGCUUGCUUCCUUAAAAAUAGUAAUGGCAGUACUAAGAACACAUUUGUGACGUGCUCUAUAAAGUGUCUUCAUGUAUAAUAAGCCACUGAAUCCCAUCCACUCAAAACAAUCUCCUCAGGCUGUAAGGGUUCUCACUUUACAUAUGAGAAAAGGGGAUUCAGAGACUCAAAGUACUCUGACUGUAAGUGCAAGCAGGCUCCUAGGUCUCCCGGCUCAUGCAUCCUGCCAUCUUCUCUGUGUUACAGUCUAAUUUAGUUGGGUCCCCCCAUGUGCUCGCUUAAGCAGUACAUAUACUAAAAUUAGUCUGCUCCCCAGAUGGGCCUUUGGCAUCCUUUUACCUGCUUGUUCCUCUGAGGGCUCAUCUUGCUUUUAACUGACACCCAACACACCACAGUCUCUGCUCCCCAAACCCACUUAGCCACUUUGUAAGGAAUCAGGGUGGAUGGGGCUGGGGCUCUAGGAAUUGUGGGGGCAGCUGGGAUGUUCAUUGCUCUGUUGGGUUCCCCAUCUGCCACGUUCUGAUGGCUGGGCUGUCUGAAAUAUGCAUAGGUGUUUUACUUCCAGUGUUCAGGAGAGGUGUCCUCAUCAAUAGGGCAACAUCUUAGGAAGGAGACACUGCAGCAUUAAGCAGCAUUAGCUAGGGAGCAGUGCCUCUAGCUGCCUUUUUUAAGCUGUUGGCUUCCUGAAGUCCUCUGGUCUUUACUGUCUGUCCAAAUGAGAGGCCUUCUGGUUCCUGCUUGGGUAACAUUAGGGAGGUAGUCAGAGCCCCGAGUAUAGGCUGUUCUUGUGUUUCAAAUCUGAGAUGGCCACUGCUAAUGGGAGGCUCUCCCCUUCACCCCAUACUUUUGAAUUACAGAAAAUGGGGGUGGUGACCAAAGAUUCUAAGAUGAUUAACAGCUUGUGAUAUACUACGUAUUUGCUGGUUUCUCUAUCUGAUGUGCUGGGUUGCUGGAAACCAAAUCAUGUUCCAGUUCUUAUAAUUAGAGUCAUUAUUCUAACAGCCUGAGACUUCAAACACUUUUGAAAUGCAGCAAUUGAUUGAUUUUUACUGGACCUGAGGGCUUGUCAUAUAUGUAUUUGAGUUUCAAGUAACAGCAUACUUUGAUCAUUCUGUGACCGUGCCUGUGUCUUCCUGGGCAUUCUGCAUACAGCCAUGAGCAUCUGAUCACUUCAGUAAGUCUUUUCUUGUAGUUAUGCUUGAGAUUUACAGAUUGAAAUCUAUUUUUUAUUAUAAAUUUCACUUUGCAUCUCCAUUACAUUACCCUGAGGACAUUAAAUGGAUCUUUUAAACUUAUGUUUGUUAGGCAGGUUAUCUAUGACUUGACCUCAGGACAGUAAAGGUGUUCAUUAUAUAAAGGGAAUGUUGGGUCUUUUCAGGAUAAGAACUGUUGUUCUUAGUUAAGGAUAAAACAAGGAAGUAAGUGAUGGAGAAGGGAAAGAUAGGGUGCGGCCCAACUCUUUUUGGGGUCAUUUAUGCCUGUCCUUUCAUUGCUUUUCCCUAGUCAGAGAUUCCUUUAGUUACU
This is a messenger RNA of Zalophus californianus (California sea lion), 4960 nucleotides long. It is a transcript of the gene COPS7B, whose product is annotated as COP9 signalosome subunit 7B. Gene Ontology annotation, cellular component: COP9 signalosome. The coding region runs from base 660 to 1454 and encodes 264 amino acids. The record is from RefSeq and is a predicted model, not a curated record. NCBI's taxonomy places the organism in Eukaryota, Metazoa, Chordata, Mammalia, Carnivora, Otariidae. Gene Ontology annotation, biological process: COP9 signalosome assembly. The transcript is spliced from 8 exons.